Molecule: messenger RNA, 525 nt
Organism: Aspergillus chevalieri
Lineage: Eukaryota; Fungi; Ascomycota; Eurotiomycetes; Eurotiales; Aspergillaceae
Exons: 3
Coding region: 1-525 (174 amino acids)
Source: RefSeq, a predicted model, not a curated record
AUGGACACCUCCCUCGGCCCAUACCGCUUCAAAUACGCCGACGACGGCCUGGCAAUCUACAAACUAGACGACCUGGUCGAGCAAUACUUCUUUUGCGAUGAGCAUUUCUGGUUCCAGGUUCUGCGUGUUGGGAAUAAGACUUUCAAGUUCCGGGUUUCGACGCAUACGAAGGAGGAGCAGAGGGUGAAGAUUUGGAAGACGUUUCGAGGGUUUCCGAGGAAGAGGAGAUUGUUGAGUGACUACAUAGACAUCCAGAAAGGAACUGCUGGUCAGUUUCGGUUGAUAUGGCUGUCCGUUGCGGAGUUAUUACAAGCGAUGAACGCCCUCGAAAAAAGAGACCGGAAAGACGACAAAGACGAAAAAGACGAAGAACCAUAUCAAAUGCUAAAGAAAGCAAUGGAGACAGCAAGGAUAUGGAAACAGAAAGAGGAGAUGCGGGAUCAGUGUUGUUGUAUGAAUAUUAGUUGGUGGGGAUGUAGUUGCUAUUGUCCAGACUGUUCCGGUGUCGAUUGUGGUGGUUGUUAG